This is a messenger RNA of Dermacentor silvarum, 706 nucleotides long. RefSeq lists its product as uncharacterized. The record is from RefSeq and is a predicted model, not a curated record. The transcript is spliced from 3 exons. Bases 74 to 706 code for a protein of 210 amino acids. Gene Ontology annotation, molecular function: nucleic acid binding. Lineage: Eukaryota; Metazoa; Arthropoda; Arachnida; Ixodida; Ixodidae.
UUCGUGCCAGGCAAACAGCUGCUCCUGGCGGACAUGCUGUCAAGGGCGUCACCAACUGCCGCAGGGGAUACCGAUGGAUUCAACGAGGACGUGGAAGUCCAUGCAACAAGAAUUGUGUCCGAGUUGGUACGACUUCCAGCAUGUGACGUCUAGCCCCAGAUUUACUCAGUCCAACGGUCUCGCUGAGAAAGGCGUUCAAAUUGUAAAACGAAUCAUGAAGAAGACGGCGGAAACAAAACAGGACUUCUGGCUUGGGCUACUCAGCUACCGUUCGUCACCCCUCGAAGAUGGUCGUUCACCGGGUGAGCUCCUCCAAGGCAGACGCCUGCGCACGAGACUUCCAGACUUCAGCCACCACUCAAGCGUUUCCGUGACUAAACACAAACAGCCCGAAGCUCGUGGCAGAUGCUUACCAGCACUCAAGAAAGGCGAAGUCGUACGGGUCCAAGACAAGGCAUGGGCCAGGAAGGCGCAAGUGCUAGGACGAGUCGCACCAAGAUCUUACGAGGUAGCCACGGAGGACGGCAGACGGUUACGACGUAACCGGCGUCACCUACUGAGGACACGUGAGCAGUAUCGUGAACAACAAGUCCAAAGUGAGUCUUCAUCGAGCGAUGAAAGUGAUGGUCCCACCGAGAUCGGAAGACGGCUGAUGAUGGAAGCAUGGAUGACCUCCAACAUUCAGGUGCUUAAGGCACAAAUGUGA